UUUUCGUGUCGCGGUGGAACUCUUCCUCUCCGUCGUUGUUUCCGGUCGGACCAUAACACCGGAACACGACAUGGCGACCUCCUUGCUGCGGUUAGGGCGUCUGGGUUCUCUCAAGUGUCUCCGGCUGGAGAGCCUGGGCGUCCUGAGGAACCGUUCUGCUGCAUCAUUCUGCACUCAGGCCGAACAGCCCCCGGCAAAGAAAAAGACAAAGGCUGCAAGCAAAAAUGACAGAGCGAACCUGCUCGCCUACAAGACCACAGUUGCCUUUCCAGUUAAACUCUUAGACCCUGGAGUUUUCCCAUCACAGUCUCUAGGUUCUGCUGCAGAAACAGUCGCAGCUGCAGCCGCAGCACCACCCAUCACAGCUAAAGCUGAAGCAGCUGCAGAAGCUCUAGUAGCUGCAGCUGAACCUCCAGCAGCUGCAGCCGAACCUCCAGUAGCUACAGCCGAACCUCCAGCAGCUGCAGCCGAACUUCCAGCAGCUGCAGCCGAACUUCCAGCAGCUGCAGCCGAACUUCCAGCAGCUGCAGCCGAACUUCCAGCAGCUGCACCCGAACCUCUAGCAGCUGCAGCCGAACCUCCACCACCUGCAGCUCCAGCCGAACCUCCAGCAGCUGCAGCAGAACCUCCAGCAGCUGCAGCCGAACCUCCAGCAGCUGCAGCCGAACCUCCAGCAGCUGCAGCCGAACCUCCAGCAGCUGCAGCCGCAGCCGAACCUCCAGCAGCCGCAGCCGAACCUCCAGCAGCUGCAGCUGAACCUCCAGCUGCUGCAGCCGAACCUCUAGCUGCUGCAGCCGCAGCCGAACCUCCAGCUGCUGCAGCCGCAGCCGAACCUCCGGCAGCUGCAGCUGAACCUCCGGCAGAACCUGCACCACAGGACUUAGUUGUAGCUGAAGCCCCUGUGGUUGAAGCCCCUCCAGCUGCUGUAGAAGAUGCUCCAGUUCUUGCCUCCACCUCAGAUGAUGGAAUCAAAGCUGCUUCUACUGAACCCACUGAUCCUGCGGUUGAUGCCUCAUCUUCUUCCUCAUCCAGCGACUCCGACUCCGACUCCGACUCUGACUCAGACUCUGAAGAUGAGAAGUCAGACGUGAAACCCACGCCCACAGAAGUGAAAGAAGACAUGCCUGAAGCAGAAGCUGCACCUGAAGCAGCUCCAAUAGAGACACCGAGCACCACGGAGGAGUUAAAGGAUUCAGCCCCGGAGACCUGCACCAGCACUCAAGAAACGCUGGAGGCCAAAGAAGAAGCUCCAGCAGUGGUAGAAGCUGAAACGGCGCCAGUAGAAGCUGCAGAGCCUGUAGCUGAGGUCUCCCCUCCUGUAGAGGGUGCUGAAGAGCUGGUGGACCCAGCACCAGUUGUUGAAGCUGUAGGAACCCGUGUAGAAGCUGAAGCAAUACCUGAAGUGGUGGUUUCCCCUGCUGUGGAGAGCACUGAGGAGUUGGUGGAUUCUGCUCCAGUUGUAGCUGAAGCUGCUACAGAGUCUGUAACUGAAGCUGCGCCCGUAGAAGCUGAAGCUGCACCUGUAGAAGCUGAAGCUGCACCCGUAGAAGCUGAAGCUGCACCCGUAGAAGCUGAAGCUGCACCCAUAGAAGCUGAAGCUGCACCUGUAGAAGCUGAAGCUGCACGCGUAGAAGCUGAAGCUGCACCCGUAGAAGCCGAAGCUGCGCCUGUAGAAGCUCCUGCAGAGCCUGUAGUUGAAGCAGCCCCAGUCGAAGCUGAAGCACCCCCUGUAGAAGCGGCCACUGAAGCUGUGGCUGAAGCUGCCCCAGUAGAAGCUGAAGCUUCCCCAGUAGAAGCUGAAGCUGCCCCUGUAGAAGCUGAAGCUGCACCUGUAGAAGCUGAAAUUGCCCCAGUAGAAGCUGAAGCAGCCCCUGUAGAGGCUGCAGCUGAGACUCCGCCCCCUGCUGAGGAGCUGGUGGAUCCUGCUCCGGUCGUGGCUGAAGCUGCAGGAGAGGAGAUCCAGGCCGAGGCUCCAGUUGAAGCUGAGGAAGCCCCUCCCCCUGCCGCCGCGGCCCCCCCGGAGCCUGAAGAGCCGUUUGACAACAGCACGUAUAAGAACUACCAACACCACAGCUACACGCCGUUCACAUUCGCCGACUUGGACCUGGAGAUGGCCAAGUACCGCCUCCCCCAGCCCUCGUCCGGCAGACCCUCCCCCCGACACUAGAGGAUGAUGAUGGUGCCCCUCCCCCUUUUACCUGUCAGAUCUGAACUCAUCGUUGUAAUGUUCUAUUAUUAAAGUUCACAUGAGAGAUGAA
Molecule: messenger RNA, 2258 nt
Organism: Sphaeramia orbicularis (orbiculate cardinalfish)
Lineage: Eukaryota; Metazoa; Chordata; Actinopteri; Kurtiformes; Apogonidae
Gene: ndufv3
Product: NADH:ubiquinone oxidoreductase subunit V3
Exons: 4
Coding region: 71-2167 (698 amino acids)
Biological process (GO): mitochondrial ATP synthesis coupled electron transport
Cellular component (GO): mitochondrion; respiratory chain complex I
Source: RefSeq, a predicted model, not a curated record